Molecule: messenger RNA, 2858 nt
Organism: Daktulosphaira vitifoliae (grape phylloxera)
Lineage: Eukaryota; Metazoa; Arthropoda; Insecta; Hemiptera; Phylloxeridae
Gene: Hsc70Cb
Product: heat shock 70 kDa protein 4
Exons: 1
Coding region: 230-2602 (790 amino acids)
Biological process (GO): protein folding
Cellular component (GO): nucleus; cytosol
Molecular function (GO): ATP-dependent protein folding chaperone; ATP binding
Source: RefSeq, a predicted model, not a curated record
UGUUUGUCAUCCACCAGUCACUACAUGGUAGAACAUUCUAGAAAAUUCCCUCAAAUCGAUAUGCAUUUAUGAAUUUCGACUUUGCCGGUAGUUGGUUAACUGUAUUGAAUGCAUGAUUUACACGAGUGAUUAGUGAUUUUUCGUCUACUUAUUUUUUGACCUAAAGUUGCUAGUAAUUCGUUUCGCUUAUAUAAAUCCACGUGUUUUUGAUUUGUGUUUUAUAAAUAAAAUGGCAUCAAUGUCCGUAAUAGGAAUAGAUUUUGGUAAUGAAUCGUGUUAUGUAGCUGUGGCUCGUGCUGGUGGUAUAGAAACUAUCGCAAAUGAUUAUAGUUUGCGAGCAACCCCGUCAUGUGUAGCCUUCAGCCCAAGGAAUCGUAUUAUAGGUGUAGCUGCAAAAAAUCAAAUGGUCACAAAUAUGAAAAACACAAUUCACGGCUUUAAGAGAUUGUUGGGACGAUCUAUUGACGACCCGUUUGUCCAAGCAGAACUUAAAUACUUACCAUUUAAUGUUGUGAAAUGUGAAAACAACAAAAUUGGUAUAAAUGUAAACUAUCUCAAUGAACAACAUACAUUUAGUGUCGAACAAAUUACAGGUAUGCUUUUGACUAAAUUGAAAGAAAUUUCAGAAAUAUCUCUUAAGACUAAGGUUAAUGAUUGUGUUAUAUCAGUACCAUCAUUUUUCACAAAUGCUGAACGGAAAGCAUUGUUAGAUUCAGCAUCGAUAGCUGGUCUUAAUGUAUUACGCUUAUUUAAUGAAACAACAGCAACAGCACUCUCUUAUGGUAUUUAUAAACAAGAUUUACCUAAUCCUGAAGAGAAACCUCGUAAUGUAGUUUUUGUUGAUUGUGGACAUACAUCUCUACAAGUUUUUGCCUGUGCAUUCAACAAAGGUAAACUUAAAAUGUUGGCAAGUUCUUUUGAUGCCCAGUUAGGUGGUAGAGAAUUUGAUUAUAUUUUAGCUGACCAUUUUAGCAAAGAUUUCAAAUCUAGGUAUAAUAUUGAUCCAAGAACCAAUUCAAGAGCUUUUUUGAGAUUAUUGGCUGAAGUUGAAAAAAUAAAAAAACAAAUGUCUGCUAAUUCUACCAAGUUACCCAUGAAUAUAGAAUGUUUCAUGGAUGAUAAAGAUGUUCAUGCUGGUAUCAACAGAUCAGAAUUUGAAGAAUUAUCUAUGCACUUAUUCAAUAGAGUUGAAAAUACAUUGGAUCAAUGCCUUAAAGAAUCUAAAUUGAAUAAAGACGACAUAUAUUCCGUAGAAAUUGUUGGUGGAUCUAGUCGUAUUCCAUACAUUAAAGGUCUAAUUGAAAAAAUCUUUGGCAAAUCACCUAGUACAACAUUAAAUCAAGAUGAAGCUGUAUCAAGAGGUUGUGCUUUACAAUGUGCUAUGUUAUCACCAGCUGUUAGAGUUCGAGACUUUAGUGUGACUGAUAUUCAGAAUUUUCCUAUUGAACUUGAAUGGGAACCUGCUGAUAACUCUGAUGAUGGGCGUGCUGAAGUUUUCCCAAAAAAUCAUCCUGUACCAUUCUCUAAAAUGCUAUCAUUCUAUCGUCUAGCUCCGUUUACUGUUAAAGCACAUUAUACAGGUCCUAUUCCAUAUGCUAAUAAUUAUAUAGGACAGUUUACAGUAAGAGAUGUUAAACCUACCUCUGAAGGAGCUUGCCAAAAAGUCAAGGUUAAAGCACGAGUUAAUUUACAUGGUAUAUUUAAUAUCAGUAGUGCAACACUUUUAGAAAAAUCUGAAAUCCAAGAGGAACCUGCAAAUCCACCCCCAGAACCUAUGGAAACAUCAGAAAAAGAACAACAACCAGCUGAAAAUGAAGAAAAAACUGAAGACAAAAAGGAAGAUAAAAAAAAAUCAGUAACUAAAACAAUUGACUUACGAAUUGAAGCAAUUACACAUGGUUACUCUACCAUGGAUUUAAACAAUUACAUUGAACAAGAAGGGAAAAUGGUUGCAGCUGACAGACAAGAAAAAGAAAGAAUUGAUGUACGAAAUUGUUUAGAAGAGUAUAUUUAUGACAUGCGGAGUCGCAUUUCAAGUGAAGAAGAUUUAGCACCCUAUAUUGUCGACAGUGAUAGAGAAAGUAUUUCCAAACAAUUAGAAGAUUUAGAAAUAUGGUUAUAUGAAGAGGGAGAAGAUUGUGCAAGAAAUGUUUAUACUGAAAAACUAGAUAUGUUAAAGUGUGUUGGUGAACCAAUUAAAAGACGUAAAGUUGAGUAUACCACUUUUCCUUCAGUAAGAGAUCAAGUUGUACAAUUAUUUACAAAAGCUGAAAGUGAUAUUGAAGCUUAUCAUAAAGGAAGUGAACAAUUUAAUCAUUUAGAUAGUGCUGAAGUUGAUAAGUUGAGCGAAAAUCUUAUCAGUGCUAAGAAAUGGUUAGAAGAAAAGUCAUCUCUAAUUUCUGCAACUCCAUUAUACAAAGACAUUCCAGUUAAAUUAGAUGAGGUAAUGAAGGAAAAACAUAGUCUAGAAACUAACGUAUUUAAAGUUUUAUAUAAACCAAAACCAGUACCUAAAGUAGAACCUCCCAAAGAAGAAGAAGCAAAAAAAGAUCCUGAACCUAUGGAAACUGAACAACCUGUACCAAAUGGAAAUGAUGCUUAAGAGCUUACUUUUUCCUUUAUAUUUUUGUUUUGUAUAUCUGUCACUUUGUAUUUAUAUUGUGUGUACUGUGUAUCACAAAAGUAAUUGUUAUGCAAAAUUUGUAUUUCAAAUUUAAAACUAAUUCAAUAGUCAAACACAAAUUUACCAAUGUAAUAGUAAGAUAUAAACUUCUUUAUAAUUUCUUGCUAUUUUUGUUAACUAUUAAUAAACUAACUAUCAUAAAUAAAACAAAUUGUUCUUAAUAUUAAUAUCUUUA